Messenger RNA from Cyphellophora europaea CBS 101466, 1896 nucleotides. Its product is annotated as leukotriene A-4 hydrolase/aminopeptidase. NCBI's taxonomy places the organism in Eukaryota, Fungi, Ascomycota, Eurotiomycetes, Chaetothyriales, Cyphellophoraceae. Bases 1 to 1896 code for a protein of 631 amino acids. Gene Ontology annotation, biological process: proteolysis. The record is from RefSeq and is a predicted model, not a curated record. The transcript has a single exon. Gene Ontology annotation, cellular component: cytosol. Gene Ontology annotation, molecular function: zinc ion binding; epoxide hydrolase activity; metallopeptidase activity.
AUGGCGGAAGUUGUCAUCAACAAGCCCCGGGACCCGAACACACUCUCCAACUACAACAACUUCCGUACGACGCAUACCUCAACCAACUUCGAUAUCCUGUUCAAUGAGCAGAAGCUCUCCGGGACUGUCACACAUACUCUGGAGUCCAUCACUAAAGCUGAGGCCCAUGAGAUCAUUCUUGACACUUCCCAUGUGCAGAUCAAGCAAGUCAAGGUCAACGACCAAUCUGCGAAGUGGGAGCUCGCACCUCGCAUGGAACCAUACGGCAGUGCCCUAAAGGUCAAGCUCGACAAGCCAGUUGCACUUCAUGAUUCGAUUACCCUAGCCAUUGAUGUGGACACAACAGCUGCUUGCACAGCUCUACAGUGGCUCACUCCUGCGCAAACAUCCAACAAGAAACAUCCGUAUAUGUUCAGCCAGUGUCAAGCGAUUCAUGCUCGUUCCAUCUUUCCUUGUCAGGAUACGCCGGACGUCAAGGCCACUUUUGACUUUACCGUCAACUCGCCCCUUCCCGUCAUUGCUUCUGGUAUUGCAGCCUCCUCGAAUCCAGAUACCUCUUCCGCUGAUGGCAACGCCCAAACGUACAAAUUCGAGCAAAAGGUCCCAAUCCCAGCCUACCUCUUCGCCAUUGCUUCCGGUGACCUAUCGUUUGCUUCCGUCGGGCCUCGGUCCACGGUAGCAACCGGCCCAGAUGAGCUGCAGGAAUGCAAAUGGGAACUCGAGGCCGACACAGAGAAGUACCUGAAGGCAGGAGAAUCCCUUGUCUACCCCUACGCAUGGGGCGAAUAUAAUGUGCUUGUUCUGCCGCCGUCCUUCCCGUACGGCGGCAUGGAGAAUCCCAUAUACACCUUCGCGACCCCGACCAUCAUUUCUGGUGACCGCCAGAACGUCGACGUCAUCGCUCAUGAGCUCUCACACAGUUGGUCCGGCAACCUCGUCAGCAAUGCCAGCUGGGAACACUUCUGGCUCAACGAGGGGUGGACUACCUACCUCGAACGCCGUAUCCAAGCCAUUGUCCACGGCGGAAACGAAUGGCGCGACUUCAGCGCAAUUAUCGGCUGGAAAGCCUUGAGCGACUCCAUCGCGCAGUACGGCGACGACCAUGAGUUCACCAAGCUCGUCAUCGACCUCAAGGGUAAGGAUCCCGACGAUGCCUUUUCCUCCAUUCCCUACGAAAAGGGCUUCGUCUUCCUCUACUACCUCGAGAAGCUCCUGGGCCAAGAAUCCUUCGACGAAUUCAUCCCCCACUACUUCACCGUAUGGAAAGGCAAGUCCCUCGACAGCUACGACUUCAAAGCCACCCUUCUAGACUUCUUUUCGGCGGACAAGCACGCCGACGAAGCCAAGAAACUCGACCAAGUCGACUGGGAUACCUGGUUCUACUCUCCGGGCUUUCCCAAGUGGGAUCCAAAAUACGACACCAAGCUCGUCGACCCGGCCCUCAGGCUAGCCAAGCACUGGUACCGCUUCACGAACCCGGACGACCCGGCCAGCUGGGGCCCGACGUGGGUCGACGUCGACGGCUGGAGCGCCAACCAAAUGGUCGUGUUUCUUGAACAGGUACUGGCCUUUGACAAGCCCCUCCCCGCCGCCCACGCCAACUACAUGGGCGCCAUCUACAACGUCAAGGAUACCCGCAACGUCGAGGUCAGCAGCCGCUACCUGCAGGUCGCCAUGGCCGCCGGCGACUGGAACGUGCACGUCUUUGUCACGGAGCUGUUGGGAAGAGUGGGCCGCAUGAAGUUCGUGCGGCCCCUGUACCGUGGUCUCGUCAAGAUGGGCGCCAUCAACGAGGCGGUCGCGUGCUUUGAGAAGAACAAGGAUUUCUAUCAUCCCAUCUGUCGCCAAAUGAUCGUCAAGGAGAUCUUUGGGAAGACGGGCCAUCCCAGGCCUUGA